CGUUGUUUCGCUUUGCAGGCAGGGGCACCGAAGUGUCAAAACGAAUUCCUUUUAUUACAGCUAAACGAUUCCCAGAGCCACGACAGUCCAGUCGCCGAAUCGACCAAUGCGGAUGGGUUUGUUAGUCAACCAUUUUAUCUACAAAUGUGACUCGGUUUAACUAUAUAGCGAUAGUGAUAAACGACUACUCGCAGGCCUCUAUAGUUCCAGCCGACAGGAACAACAGUGGGCCACGGACCGAGGUUGUGUUGAUGGGAAGAAGGGAGGGUUGUGUUGAUGGGAAGAAGGGAGGGUUGUGUUGAUGGGAAGAAGGGAGGGCUGCAUCAUGGAAGUUGUGCUCUCUGCCACCUAGGGUUCGAUUCGUACAGAAUGUGAUGAAUCGCAAUAGAAUUCUGGAUAUCCACCAAGUCGAACCGAAGAGCCAUGAACUAGUUUACAUGUGGUGUGUCAACAACUAACAUACUCGGACUGACAGAAUGAACGGCCCUCAGCAGAAUGACGCAAAGAGACAACACCUGCUGGAGCGGCUGCUUGACUCUGUCAAACAGUGCCAAAUCCGCUUUGGAGGAAGAAAGGAGAUCGCCUCAGAUUCCGACAGCAGGGUAAUCUGUUUGUGUGCCCAGUUUGAGGCUGUCCUCCAGCAUGGCCUGAGGAAGAACAGAGGCCUGGCUCUCACUGCUGCUGCCAUAAAGCAAGCCGCAGGCUUCACCAGCAAGACUGAAGCAGAGCUGACGUUCUGGUUCUAUGUGAAGGAGUAUCUGAACCGCCAUGAGCUGCAGCGGUUCUACUCCCUGAGACACAUCUCCUCUGAGUUGGGCCGCGGCCGAGCCUGGCUACGCUGUGCCCUCAAUGAACACUCACUAGAGCGCUACCUACACACGCUGCUUGCAGACCACAUGCGCCCCGGCACCUUCUAUGAAGACUGGGCGUUUAUUCUGGAUGAGGAGCGAGCCAGCAUGCUGCCCACCAUGGCUGCCGGACUAAACUCCAUCCUGUUUGCCAUCAACAUCGAUAAUAAGGACCUAAAUGGUGUGAUCCGAGCAGGCGGACCCUCCUCCGUGAGCCUCCUCCUGAAGGAGUCCACCCAGGGCAUAGGGAGCUUAUGGAAGGAGUCUACCCAGGGGGUGAGCACUCUGCUCAGGGAGAUCAGCACCGCCACCACUGUGGUGCCAGGCUUCACCCCCACCCACCGCCCUGACGGCUCCACAGACCCACUGCCUGUCCUGCCCCGCAGCGCCUCCGCAGACUUUGGCCUGAGGAAGGAGCGACGGAGGAAAAAGAAAAUCACCAACAUCAUCUCUUUCGAUGACGACCUGGAUGGGGGAGACGAGGAUGAGGAGGUGGGGGGGAGUACUGCCACUCUCAGGAAGAGCACCACUGCUCCUCAGGUCAGUCUGGAGGAGGGCACUGACCCACUGGAGGCCUCCUUCUCCCUCUCGCCUCCCCAGAACGGGAUUCCCGAGCCUGGGAUAGUCAGCUGGGCCGGGUCUCCUCCUUUCUCCAGGGCUCUGCCAGACUCCAAGAUUAUUGCUAAUGAUGAGGAAGAGGAGGUGUACAAGAGCAGACCACAGCUACAGAGCCGCCUCCAUGACAGGGCCAGCACUAAUCAAGUGGUGGUGGGGAGCCUAUCCAGUGUGUCCACGUGUAGCCCUCUGCAGGCCAUGACUGAUCAUGACAGUUCAAACAUCCUCAUUCCUGUGGCCUCCAGCCACUCCUACUCUCAGCCAGUCAGUUCAGUGGAGGAUACGGUUGCAUUUCCUGUACAGACAGAUUCCACAGGCGACCACGAGACAACCAGAACCCAGCUGCAGUUCAACUUGGAGGCCAGCCCGCCUGUCCAGAAUGCACCUCUCUCCAGUGUCCUGCCCAGUGCCACCCCCGGUCUACCAGAGUCCAUGACAGUGGUGGAGCUCCGCCAGGCCAUAGUAGCCAUGAUGAACAGGAAGGAUGAGCUGGAUGAACACAACAUGUCCCUGCGCAGCCUGCUGGAUGGGGAGAUGGAGCACUCUGCAGGGCUGAGGCAGGAGACAGACACCCUGAGGAGACGCCUGGAUGAGCUGGAGGAGAGACACACAGCCAAGGUGCAGGCUCUGGGCAGAGAGAACGAGGUCCUCAAGGUCCAGCUGAAGAAAUAUGUGGGGGCUGUUCAGAUGCUGAAGAGAGAGGGGAGCCAGGGCAAUGACACCGCUCUCCCCAUGGUGAGGAACUGGGAUGGUUCUACUCUGGCCCCUCAGAGCAGGUCUAUGGGGGAUGUGGAGGAGCUGGCUGCCAGCUACGAACGCAAACUCAUAGAGGUGGCUGAGAUGCAUGGCGAGUUGAUAGAGUUCAAUGAGCGUCUGUACCGUUCUCUAAUGGCCAAGGACCACCUCAUCAUCCAGAUGAAACAGGAACUCAUCGACCUCAGAGGACCAGUUCCUGGUGACCUGAGCCAGACUUCUGACGACCCCAGCCUAUCAGAUUUUGAGACGGCUCACCGUGCUCUAAUCAAUGUCUGGAUUCCCUCUGUGUUUCUGCAAGGCCGCGCUGCCAACGCUUACCAUGUAUACCAGGUGUACAUCCGUAUCCUGGACAACGAGUGGAAUGUCUACAGACGCUACACAGAAUUCCGGGCGCUCCACAACCACUUACGCUCACAAUUCCCACAGGUCGACACCUUCAGCUUCCCACCCAAGAAAGCCAUAGGGAACAAGGAUGCCAGGUUUGUAGAGGAGCGUAGGAAACAGCUGCAGUCGUAUCUGAGGAUGGUGUUGAACAAGCUGAUCCAGACCCUGCCAGAGUUCUCUGCUAAACCCACCAAGGAGACCCUGCUGCAGCUGCUGCCCUUCUGCCUGGACAUUCCAGUGGCCAGCGAGGGGAGCAGUAAGACGGCCCGGUCCAAAUCCUCGUCAAGCUUCCCCAUACUUGGGCGCAGCCACAACCAGGAGGGCCGCAACCUAGAGCCCCAGAGCGGCGACCUCUAACUUUUACCCACUGACCUGUGACCUCUGACCUCUUCUUUGAUUGGAUUAAACAGAAGAGUUUGUUGGUGCUCCUCCUGGAUGGAUUAUGAGCCAUAGAGAGGGACAGCAUGACAGUGAAGGCUAUGCAGGCGAGAGGCAUGACACUGCUCCUCCUUUAGGCUUUCUACAGGUUUCCAACAGCAGGACAUUAUAUCCUCCCUCUCUGGGAUCUACAGAGGCAGACUCUUCCUUCUCUCUGACCCUGCCUGAAGAUUUACUUAAAGACCACACGUGGAAUAGCUGGGUCUACAACAGACAUUGAACCAAGAUGGGGGGGACUGUUUCCUAAUUUUACUCAGAUUUGUAGUGAAACUGUAUCAUGGUCAUGGUGCCUCAGUGUUUUCUAGCUUUUUUGCAGUGAGGGGAGGGGACAUAUAGAAAUGUGUUCUUUAUACAAUGUUUUUUUCUUGGCGAAUGUCAGCAUUUUGGUGCCAUUUUUGAUUUUGACAUCAUCCCUUUACCUGACAUUAGCCAAAGAGAUGGGCGUUCAUCUUUUAUAUUUCUGUUACCAAACUGUUACCAUACGAUAAUCUGUACAAUGUCAUAUUCCAUCACACAAUUUAAGGAUUUUAUCAAUGCAAAUAAGUCUGCUGGAUUGACUAUCCAGCUGUUCCAAUGAUUGUGAACUGAAUGUAACUUAGCAGGAGACUUAACAGUGAAUAGAUCGUAGAUGAACGCUUGAAGAGAAGCUUGAUCAAGUGCAUGAAACGUGUACACUGCUUUAACUUAAAUACAUACAGUACAUAUUACUCAAGAAUAGAGAUUACUGGACUUGGAAAGAAAAUAAGAGAUUACUUGGCAAAUAUUUGAUGGAAGUUGUUCUUGUGACUGCCCCCAGUCAGCUGUCCAAUCAGAACUGUUAAAAUAAGACGUAAACAGGAAGUAGCAGAUGAUAACCUAGAAUGUAAAUCAGUUUGUACACAUCAAUAAUAUGAUCAAAUUAUAAAAUUAUUACCACUCUUCUUUUGAAGCACAAUAAUCAAGUAUUAAUGAUAAACAAUAAACAUUUUUCAUUAACUACGACAAACGGUGCUGGUGUUACAUAUUGUAUGUUAAACAUUUAAUGGAGAAACAGUUAUCAUAAUGUCUGCAAUCAUGGACCCUGGUUAGACACAACAAAACGCUCAAUUGAUCUAUUCUUUCUACUCAGGCGUUAAGCGAUGUUAUCCCGGCCACUCUUUUACAGUACCAGAGAGGAGGAUGUCGUCUUUGCCACUACUAAACCAAGGUUAAUUAUUGUUCCUGUCACAUGGCUAGGACCAGGAGUUUUCCCCAGACCAUGUGACCUGACCUGGAGAAACUCCGGACCCUAGUUGUAGGCUGUAACUAGAGCCCAGAGUGUUUCCUGGUCAUUUAAUUUCUAAGACUGAGAGGGUUUGCCUGUCAGAUCACAUGGUCAGGAGAAGGAAAAACGCCUGGCCUUCCACAGCACUCCUAUCUUUAGAGGGCUUCUCUUGUACCUUCUUUCCUAGCUUUUAGCCCAACAGUCUGCCUUACAUCACUGUCAGUGGCACAGAGAGACUAAUGAAUAAAGGGGUUCAUACUGUA
Salvelinus namaycush (lake trout) is the source of this 4547-nucleotide messenger RNA. Its product is annotated as sorting nexin-29-like. The coding region runs from base 477 to 2960 and encodes 827 amino acids. NCBI's taxonomy places the organism in Eukaryota, Metazoa, Chordata, Actinopteri, Salmoniformes, Salmonidae. The transcript is spliced from 21 exons. Gene Ontology annotation, molecular function: phosphatidylinositol binding. The record is from RefSeq and is a predicted model, not a curated record.